UGCAAUAAGAGAGGUAAAGAAAAUUACAACAAAGUCUAAGAAGUGUGUGUACCUAUCAAACUACAUCAGUCCAACUAGGAGCGGUUGGAUAUUUCUGUAUUUUACCAUGCUGGAUAAAGUGGAGAGCACCUUGAUGCUCAUAGCAGCUGGAGAAUUUGCAAUGGGGAUUUUAGGGAAUGCAUUCAUUGGAUUGGUAAACUGCAUGAACUGGAUCAAGAAUAGGAAGAUUGCCUCCAUCGAUUUAAUCCUCACAAGUCUGGCCAUAUCCAGAAUUUGUCUAUUAUGUAUCAUACUAUUAGACUAUUUUAUACUGGGGCUGUAUCCAGAUGUCUAUACUACCGGUAAAAAAAUGAGAAUCAUUGACUUCUUCUGGACGCUCACCAACCAUUUAAAUGUCUGGUUUGCCACCUGCCUCAGCAUUUUCUAUUUCCUCAAGAUCGCGAAUUUCUUCCAUCCCCUUUUCCUCUGGAUGAAGUGGAAAAUUGACAGUGCGAUUCCUAGGAUCCUGCUGGGAUGCUUGGCCUUCUCUGUGUUUAUUAGCCUUGUUGUCUCUGAGAAUCUGAACGAUGAUUUCAGGUCUUGUGUUAAGGUAAAGAAGAAAACAAACCUAACUGUGAAAUGCAGAGUAAAUAAAGCCCAAUAUGCUUCCGUCAAGAUUUGCCUCAACCUGUUGACGCUAUUCCCCUUUUCCGUGUCCGUGAUCUCAUUUCUCCUCUUGCUCCUCUCCCUGUGGAGACAUACCAGGCAGAUGAAGGUCAGUGCCACGGGGUGCAGGGACCCCAGCAUAGAAGCCCAUGUGGGAGCCAUGAAAGCUGUCAUCUCCUUCCUCCUCCUUUUCAUUGCUUACUAUUUGGCUUUUCUCGUAGCCACCUCCAGCUACUUUAUGCCAGAGACUGAAUUAGCUGUGAUGAUUGGUGAGUUGAUAGCUCUCAUCUAUCCAAGCCAUUCAUUGAUUCUAAUUCUGGGGAACAAUAAAUUACGGCAGGCAUCUCUAAGGGUGCUGUGGAAAGUAAAGUGUAUCCUAAAAAGAAGAAAUCACUAA
Molecule: messenger RNA, 1042 nt
Organism: Neofelis nebulosa (Clouded leopard)
Lineage: Eukaryota; Metazoa; Chordata; Mammalia; Carnivora; Felidae
Product: taste receptor type 2 member 7-like
Exons: 1
Coding region: 107-1042 (311 amino acids)
Biological process (GO): sensory perception of taste; G protein-coupled receptor signaling pathway; detection of chemical stimulus involved in sensory perception of bitter taste
Cellular component (GO): membrane
Molecular function (GO): G protein-coupled receptor activity; bitter taste receptor activity
Source: RefSeq, a predicted model, not a curated record